Molecule: messenger RNA, 3218 nt
Organism: Wasmannia auropunctata (little fire ant)
Lineage: Eukaryota; Metazoa; Arthropoda; Insecta; Hymenoptera; Formicidae
Gene: Dhit
Product: regulator of G-protein signaling 19
Exons: 4
Coding region: 1-963 (320 amino acids)
Source: RefSeq, a predicted model, not a curated record
AUGUCGAGUGGACUUGGUGCAACCGCAAUGGGGAUCGGCGUUAGUCACGGGACAGGCGGCGAAGGUGUAGCUGGUGGUUGCCGCCUCCGUGCACAGAACCAAGGCCAGGCCUCGGGGUCCACGAUGCAGCAUAGUAAUCCGCAACAAUCGUCUCAGCAGCAGCAGCAGUCGCAGCAGCAGCAGCAACAGGCGCCCGCGUCGCAGCAGCAGUCGCAGCAACAGCAACGCCAGGCGGCCGGAUUCACGGGCCGAUCGAAGAAGGACAACUGUUGCCUAUGCUGGUGCUGUUGCUGCAGUUGCUCGUGGAAUAAAUGUUUGGCGGCAGUCGGCGGUAAUUCGACGGGUACCGGCGGUGCGGGCGAUCAGGGCAAGAAAAAGGGCAAUGCCGGUGUCGGCGGCGAUCACAGCAGCGGCAUCAGCGUCACCGACUUCGCGGGUGCAGGUGCGGGUAACGGUCUCGACGGACUCGACGGCCUCGACGGCGGUCCGGAGCGCUGCAGCUUGGAGGAGGUCCGAACGUGGGGCUCGUCCUUCGAAAAACUGAUGAGGAGCUCCGCCGGCCGCAAGCUCUUCAGAGAGUUUCUCGUGAGCGAGUACAGCGAGGAGAACAUCGCCUUCUGGCUUGCCUGCGAGCAACUCAAGAGGGAGAGCAAUCCCGAGACGAUCGAGGAGAAGGCGCGCUACAUUUACGAGGAUUACAUAUCCAUACUUUCGCCAAAGGAAGUGAGUUUGGACUCGCGGGUGCGAGAAAUCGUGAAUCGCAACAUGGUGGAGCCUACGCCGCAUACCUUUGACGAGGCGCAGCUGCAAAUCUACACCCUCAUGCACCGGGACUCGUAUCCGCGUUUUGUCAACAGCGAGAUUUACCGAAGGGUGGCCAGAAUGACUAGCAGCGGUCCGCCCAGCCCGGGCAGCGGGCAGGAGCACAGUGGGAAGACGAAGAGCAAGCGAGGAGCGACGUAAUCGUGAUCGUGAUGGUCCAGAGACGUCGGGAGCGCGGACCAAGACCUCUAAAAUCAAGCACCUUCAUCAAAGCCACGAUCGGCCGAGCCGUUCGGCAGGGGCUUGCAAAACACCCCCCUCGUCGGAGAGCCUCCGUCGAGGCGAGGAAUCGCCCGAGCGGACAUGGCUGACGAAGCUAAUCCCCUCGCAGGAGGGAAUCUCUCCAUCCCUCCCCCCCCCCCACGGGGGUGGACGACGAGCUUUCUGGUCGCGUCAGAUUGCUCGCACGGAAGCCGGGAGCUUGUUCAGUGAUUCGCUCUUCCACGCGAAGGCGCAACGGGGCCAUGUAAUCGCGCUCGCCAUUGCACGCGAGCCAUUACGACACCGAUGAUGAUAAUGAUGAUGAUGAUGAUGGACUGAACGUACGACGAAAUCGCGAUCGCGGUCGGUCGCGUAAAAUCACAAAUCGUGGCGUUCCACUUUCAGCAGUUCGGUGCAGAGCGCAUGCACACGCGGGGACGGUGGAUCGUAUAGCCGGAGAAAGGAAGGUCACGCGAUCGCACGGGGAUGACGGGCACCAAAACGCGAACACCAUCGAUCCUCCCGUGUCCAUCGAUCUUCGAGCCUCGCGAUCUUACCCUCGUUGUAGCUGUAACUUAACAAAAGAGCUCGAGUAGAAGAUCGACUCGCGAGCUUCCCCUUUCUCUUUCGCUCUUCUCGGCUUAAAAGCGAAUUCGAUUUGAAUCACAUACCUUAUGUCUUUCACAAGCCAUUACAAAUAGUCGAAGUAUCCUCUUAUAUUUAUUAGCAAAUAAGGCAAAUUAGAUUCUGAGUAUUUUUUUUUUUUUUUUUACUUAAAUUUGCGCGUGUAAAACGUUGACGAGAUAUGAUUCUAACUCAAUUUGCCAGAGGCCAAGCAGACUGAAAGAGGUUGACUUAAGUAUGGCACGUUCGACGAAACGAGAUGCUCACAACAUAAUACAUAACUAUAAUUAUCUGACACGUUUGAUGUUGAAGAGAUGAUGAUGAUGAUGAUAAUCGCCACAUAUUUCUAGUCAUAUGUAUUCGACCGAAAUUCCGCGAGUAUGCAUUUUUUUGCGAAGGGACAAGUUCCACUCGUGAAUUGAACUUUCGCGGAAUAAUGAAUACUAAUCCCUCUCUCAGGACGCAAUUGAUUCCCCGGACGGUUUUUAUCGCGAUUGUGUCUCCUGUGAUUUUAAGAUUAACGCGCGUAGCAAGGAUUAGUCAAGAAUGUCGCGUGUCUUCGUGAACAUAGGUUUAAUCUGCUCAAGAUCGAACUUACUGUUUGCUCUCUUUCUCUUCCUUCCUCUCUUUCUUUCUCCUCUCUCUCUCUCUCUCUCUCUCUAUUUCUCUCUAUUUCUCUCUCGUUUCCGCGACAUUACCUUCCAUGAAUGGGGGAGAAUCGAGUCAACAUUGUCAUACAGCCCGCUGUAACUUCAGGGUAACGUAUCGUAAUGCAUUUUUUAUCGCGUGCACUUUUCUAUAAUCACCAGUAGAGUCCGCGAGUUUUCCUCCUCGGGAAGGACGAGGUCGCAAAAAAAUCGUACGUACACUUAUCCAGAAAAACGAGGAUAUUGUCGAGAAAGAGAAAGGGAGAGAAAAAGAGAGUGUCUUUUUUUCGGCAAAACAUCAAGGAUACCUCGAUUCGUUUCGCUUUCACCACACUUUUACGGGUUACCGAUGGACAGGGAUUUUCGCCACUUCUGGUGCGUCAUCCCCAUGGCGGAUAUUGAGCUACUGCCAGCGAGAACACACCAAAAAUCGAACGUGCGUUGAAGUCAACUAAUGUGACGAUCACCAAAGAGAAAAUGACACUCAAUCGACACGAAUCACAUGUAUACGCAUAUACACGAUUACACAAACACACGCGCGCGUACGUACGCAUACGUGUACAGAGACACGCACACACAUGUACUGACGCUGACACAAAGCGCGUACGCUCGUAUAGAAUCUAGUCAUCGUCACGCGGAAACGCGCGAUCGUGGAAGAAAAAGGCCUAAACACGAGAAAAAAAAAUACCAAGUGUCCCUCGAAAACUCGCGCGAAAAGUCGAGGCUGUCGCAUCAAAAUUGAACUGACAUCGUCGAUGAGAGCAAUGAAAGAGGAGGAACGCGAAAAGAGAGAGAGAAAAAAAAGAGAGAAAGAGAAAUUUCACACAGCGGAAGAGGCGCUCGACGAAAAGCGAGGCGAGUUGAGGCGUCGCGGUGCGGACGUAUCUUUUAACGCUAAUUCAUAAGUAUAAGUAUGGAAUAGGA